AUGUCUCCCUACUGGCAGAAUAAGAGCUGUGACCCAUUCACAUCUCCGUCCAAUCCAUGUACGCUCGGCAAUUACGUCGAUUAUACGGCCAACAUCAGUUCUGCCGAGGAUGUUUCACAAGCACUGCAGUUCGCACAGAAACACAAUGUCCGUGUGGUUAUCAAGAAUACUGGACAUGAUUACGUUGGGAAGUCGACUGGAAAGGGGUCUCUGGGUCUUUGGACUCAUAACCUGAAGCAUAUGGAAUUCCUCAAUUAUUCCAGCACAGAAUAUACUGGACCUGCAAUGAAGAUGGGAGCCGGAGUUCAAGCCUUCGAAGCCUAUACAGCAGCGGCGUCUCAUGGCCUCCGUAUUGUGGGGGGUGCCUGUGCCACUGUUGGCCUGUCUGGUGGAUUUCUUCAGGGGGGUGGUCAUUCCCUCCUGAGCUCAACGUAUGGGAUGGCCGCAGACCAGGUUCUCGAAUGGGAUGUAGUCACCGCUAAUGGAACGCACCUUAUCGCUUCGCCCACCGAGAACAACGAUCUCUAUUGGGCUCUGAGCGGAGGUGGCGGCGGCACGUACGGUGUUGUCAUUUCGGUAACUAUGAAAGCUUUCCAGGACGGCAUCGUCGGGGGUGCAUUUCUCCAAUUCAACAAGACGGACACGACAGACGACCAGUUCUGGAAAGCGGUCGAAGAGUUCUUUGCUUGGGUCCCCGAUAUGGUGGACUCUGGAAGCACCGCUCUCUUCUCUCUGUCCAACACCAGCUUUGUGGUCGUUCCUCUGACCGCACCAGGAAAGAGUGCAGAUGAGGUGCAGGAUCUGCUCCAGCCUUUUCUGUCCAAGAUCGAUGAACUCGGCGUGCCGAUAAGCACCUCUAUCACUUCAUUUCCCACAUAUCUGGAGCAUUUCGACCACCAUCUGGGACCCUUGCCCAAUGGUCUUCCGUUUAUCAACAUCGUCGAUGUCUCUAUUGGCGGACGACUGAUCCCACGCAGGGUACUCGAGAACACCGCAUCAAACCUAGACUUUGUGGAAGCGCUGAAGCUCAGCGUGCAACCUGGAGGCAAGUACCAGACAGGAGGCGUCGCAAUCAACGCAGCACACUCAGUUGCGGGCAACGAUCCGUCCUCCAAUGCCGUGUUGCCCGCGUGGCGUGACAGCCUCGUGCAGAUCCUGGCUUUCGCGCCGUGGGACUUCAAGGCGUCCUUGAGCAGCAACCUGGCUGGCGAUGAUUACCUCAACCAGGUGACGGUGCCCGCGCUGACAGCGGUGGCGCCCGAGACCGGUGCUUAUCUGAAUGAAGCAAACCUCCAGCAGCACCACUGGCAGCGUGCCUUCUACGGUGCCAACUACGACCGGUUGCGCCGCAUCAAGAAGAUAUAUGAUCCUCAAGACCUAUUCUUUGCUAAUACCGCGGUGGGUAGUGAAGCGUGGACACCAGAUGACGAGGGACGGUUGUGUAGAAGUGCUUAG
Talaromyces rugulosus is the source of this 1455-nucleotide messenger RNA. RefSeq lists its product as uncharacterized. The transcript is spliced from 3 exons. The record is from RefSeq and is a predicted model, not a curated record. Lineage: Eukaryota; Fungi; Ascomycota; Eurotiomycetes; Eurotiales; Trichocomaceae. Bases 1 to 1455 code for a protein of 484 amino acids. Gene Ontology annotation, molecular function: FAD binding; oxidoreductase activity.